AUUAUCUACAAACAUUUCAAACUAUAUUAUUUAAAAUACCUUUUUUGAGAAAAUCUAUUUGAUGAAAUAAUUGUUUUUUUAUUUAUUAGAUAUCAGUAUCAUUUGUGGAAGCCCUUUGGUCCAGUGGUUUAACUAAGGGUUCAUUAAUGCUCUAUAUUACGAGGUUUGGGUUUUGAUUCCCGGAGAAGGUGGAAUUAUGCGAAUUAAUGAAAAAAAGACUUACAAGAGAUCUGCAACAUGGCACAAGGAGUACCUUCAAACGUGGAUCUGAUAGGGCGGCUCAGAUGAUACAGUUAGACGUGAAUUCUAAUAAAACAGAUAGAAUUGUCAAGCUGUAAAUCGUCUAAUAUUUUUCAUAGUUUGUAAUAGCAAAACAAAAUCUCCCACUAGCGAUGUUGUGCUGAUCUUUUUCUUUUGGUGCUCAAACGCGUUUUUUUUUGUUCAGACCCUACUAGUUGGCCAUAUUUAACUCCAUACAAAGGGUGCAUCGAAACUUUUUUCUUUUGGGUAGUUGUUGGAAUAGCGCCAUUAGUUCAUUACCAAGAGGCUCUACCAAAUGUGAUGUGGUCUUUGAUUGGAACAGAGAACAAUUUAGGUUUUGUGAUUAUUUUGUGUAAAAACAAAGAUUAUUAUAUAUUUCACUCGCUCUAUUAUAGAGUAAUUCUAUUAUAAAAUGAACUAUUGGAGCAAAUUCAACUCCAUAAUAGAGUUACUCUAUUUUAGAGUGAAAUAUAGAGAAAAUUAUAAUAUUUUAUUAGAGAUGCCCUUAUUUUUAGAGUAAAAAUAUUCCAAUGGUAAUCUAUUUCCCAGUCUAUAAUAGUAUGAAAAAUAUGUUUACUCCAAAUAUAGAGUAACUUGUUUUUUUUUUUGCUCAUCACUCUAUUUUCUACUCUAAAAUAGAGUACCAUUGGAACAAACUCAAACUCUAUUAUAUAGUUACUCUAUUUUUGAGUAAAAAGUAGAGUAAACCAUUGGAGAUGAUCUUAAUAAAUGUUUCUUCGUGCACACGUCGUCCUGGUGUUUCUCUGUAUAUUCAUAUACAAAAAGAUACAAAUUAAACAUAAAUAAUAUGAUUUUUAAAAAAUAUUUGAUUAUAUCACUUUAAAAUAAAGUGAUCCUAAACUCUUGAGUUUGCAAAAAUGAUACUUUGCGAAGAAAACAAUGCAAAAAAAAAAACAAUGCUUGGCGAUGAUAGAUUCUGAUUUUAUAACUUCUUUAUGAUCACUUUUAAAAUAGUUUAUACAUUUAUAAAUAAUUUUCAAAACUUUUAUAAAAUAUAUAAGCUAUUAUAUUUUUUUAUAAAAAGAUUAUAGACAGAUUUAAAUUUUUAUAGUUUAUAAAUAAAUGAUUGCUAAAGAAAAGAAAAUGACAAGAACUUUUCAUUAUUUACACAGUUAGUUAUUAUAAACAAUUAUAUUUAAUAUAAUUGGCAGCUUAUUUUAAUUAAUCCUAGAUUCAUUUUUUUCUUAUCUUUAAUUGAAAUAAAUGACAAAAAAUCAUCAAUCAAUUAAAUUAUAAUAAUUUAAAUAAUUUAUCUUUUAAUAUAUAGUAUGAUAUCCUAAGAACAUCAUUAAUAUGAGAUCCUGUUCAGACUAUCUUCUCAAAUAAGAGUUUAGUAUUUUAUUAUCUAAAUAACUUUUGAUCAAGAAAAAAAAAUCAAAUCAGCAAAAAAAAAGCAUGUGUUCAUUAGUCUCAGAUUAUUUUUUGGGAGAGUAUCUCAACCUUGAUACGUUUCUAUCUAUGCUACCUUCUUUAUUUUUCAAUUUUUAUUAUAUUAUUAUUAUAAAUACUCUCUUAAAACCCCUCAUUGAGGGUGUCUUAAAAAAACAUAAACUUUCAAACAAACAAAAACAUAAAUUAACAUUUUUCUUUCUGAUCAAAGCACUCUACUCUGGCUAGAAACUCCAAAUUCCCAGACAAUCUGAAUCUUUCCUUUCUCUUCGCCAAUUGUGACGGGAGUAAGUGAUUUCAUUUCUUUUGAUCGAACAUUCGGUUUUUCAUCCACUUUUCUUAUUACAAGAAAUAAACCCUAGGCUGACUAGUCUCGUUGUGGUCUUGUUUGAUUCAUCUUCUAGUGAACCUUGGAAUCCAUCCUUAUUGAAACUUUGGUUUCCAAUUUUUGUUAUGCAGACAAAACAGUUCAGAACAAAAGAAAUAUAUAUGGCUAGAAGAAGAAAACCGGAAGUGUGGCUUAAUAAUGAACUAGAUAGGAUAAGCGAAUUGCCUGAUCCUUUGAUCUGUCGAGUACUUUAUCAUCUUCCCACAAAGGAUGCUGUAAGAACGAGUGUUCUGUCCACCAGAUGGAGGACUCUCUGGCUUUGGGUUCCUCGUUUAGGAUUGAAUUAUCGAGUCUUCCAGAAAAAAGAUGCCUUGGUUAAUUUUGGUGACAGGUUUUUCGAUUCCGACAGGGUUUCAAGCAUAGACAAAGUUGAGUUAGAUGUGGAGUCAAAUAAAGGUGUAGAUUCGAAUAAAGGUGUAGAUUAUUACAAUUCUUACGUCACACCAUGGAUUGAUGCAGCAGUUAAGCGAAAGAUCCAACAUCUAGAUGUUCGGACUGAUCCAGAUAGUCCUCAUAUCCCUAAAUUUUGUUACAGGCGGUUUAGGGCUUAUUUUCAUGGGAUGCCCCUAAGCCUUUAUGUCUGCGAGACACUGGUAUCUUUAAAACUCGAUGGUGUCUUCUUGCGUGAUUCAGAGUUUAUUUCCUUACCUAGUCUGAGGAUUUUGCACUUAAUAUCUAUGAUGAAUCCCAACGAGGCCACUUUCGAGAGACUUAUCUCCUCAUGUCCUGUCCUUGAAGAGUUGGAAGUUGAUAGCUCUCUGAAUGAUGACGUAAAAGUCUUUCGGGUGAUCUCUAGGUCGUUGAAGAGGCUCAGUGUACAAGAAUGCAUGUCAGAAGUUGUGAUCGAUGCUCCUCGACUAGGCUUUUUGAGCAUCGAUUCUAGCCUAUCAGGAAGCUAUAUGAUAACCAAUACUAUGGAUACCAAUGUCAAAUUUGUUAUUCGCCUCGGAACUUAUUUUGGGGAUUUUGAUGAAACAAGCAUUUUAUCAAACAGAAAAAGAUUCUGCAAUUGUCUCUCUGGCAUUUCCAAGGUCAGGGAUAUGACGAUACUUGGAGUCGGUUUGAUGGGUUAUUCAUGUUUGAGAUGGUUACCGACCAUUCUUGAGAGCUUCCCCAACCUGAAAUCCCUCACCUUGGAAUGCGAUGAACUUCAGUUAGAGGAUAUGGAUGAAAUCAAUAUUCCGUAUGUGCCUCAGUGUUUGCUAUCGUCUCUCGAGUUUGUUGAUUUCAAUGUCCCACUCUCAAGCGUUGUUGGAGAAAUGAACAUGGUAAGGUAUAUCCUCGAGAAUUCGGCAAUCCUCAAGAAACUCACUCUACAUUUGCAUAAAGAUUGUUCAACAAAUGAUGAAAUGGUUAAGAAGCUCCUCAAAAUCCCUAGAGGCUCUACCAAAUGUGAAGUCGUCUUCUUUGAUUGGGGGAAAAAGUAGAGAACAUAGUGAGUUUUUGGGAUGAUUUUGUGUAAAAACAUUACUAGUUUCAUCGGGUUGGUUGAUAAUGACUUUUGUUAUUUUGCUAUUUGGACUAUUUGUUCUCUGUAUCUUGUCAUUAUAUUAUUAGCCAUAAAAGAACCACCACCAAAAUGAAAUUUGAAUUUUUCAUGAUUAACUUGUAGCUGAAAUUUAUUUACAAAAACAAAUAGUAAUAUAUAAUUAUGGUGUUGGUGUUGGUUUUCAAGUAGUGUGUUGGUGAAUUCAGUUUGUUGAAAGUCUGAUACAGCUGGUGUUCAAGAAGUGAACAGAAGUCAGAGGACUAAAGGAUGCUCAUCUCAUCGGAGAGCAACGCAAGGUUGUUUUAUACUCUUGUUGUACCUACUUUGUGCUCUUGAAUAUAUAGUUUGUUGAUGUAAAGUGUAAGGCAGAUACUUUUAUUAUGCGUUGGUAGUGUUACUGUUAUGGGUACAGGCACAUCAAUCAGCGUCUGGGAUGAUCUUUGGCCCUCCCACAAUGAAAAAUGCAGACCAGUUGGACCAGCACCAGAAGCACAUCGAUCCAUCAAAUUAAAGUCUCAUACUUAUUCCUACCAAACACAACUGAGUGAGAUCAUGACAAUUUAGAACUCAUUUUACCUUUUCACAAAGAACAGAUCUUGAGAAUAAAACCGAGUAAGCUAGGGAUACCUGACGAGCUGGUCUGGCUAAAGAAUGCAUCAGGAGAAUACUCCACAAGAUCAGGCUACUUAACAUUGACACCUUUAUUUGUCUUUACUCAAAAAAAAAAAAAAGACUUUACAUGAGUCUUCUCUCAGGUCUACUCCAAGCAGCGAUGUUAGUAUAUAUGAUAUAUGACAUGGUUUGAGAUGGACCAUAUAUCUUGGGAGCCAAAAGUCAAAAUGAACUGCAAUUCAAUAUAAUUUAAAAUUAAGUUUUACAAUUAGCAAAUAUUCUACAAUAUUACUUAUAAACCAAAUAAGCCGAAACAUCAAAUUAACAAAAAAAAUUUUCAUUCAAAAUAUUUUAAAUUAUCUGAAAAAACUAAAUUACCUAUAUGUUUUUUUAUCUAAAACAUUUUAAUUUUAUUCAAAUCAUCAAAUGUUUGACUAGGCAAAACUAAAAAAAAAUUAUCUUUAUCCGUUUUUUAAUUAUCUGAGAAAACAGAACCAAAUUGAACUCGAAUUUUUAUUAAAUAUUAGCGGCUAAAACCAAAGAAAAUUUCAAAUUAACCGAAUGGUUUCUAAAUCUCUAGAACUUAAAAUCAAAAACAGAAUCGACUAAAAACGGAACGCUCAUGCCUAAGCUAGAUCAACGCAUCACAGAUUCACAAUAGCAGAAGACAAAAGUGAAAUGACUCCACCAGUUUCACUGCGGUUCAUAGCAUGUAAAACCUUGGACCAUUCCACGACCCCAUAAACCUCUUCUCUGCUUCGUAUCUGAAACGAAAUCUCAGCACACCAAAUCUCAAUCUCACUAACAAGAACACGAUCAUCUUCCUUUUGGUAAGAAACCCACCAAACUGUCAGUCUUCUUCCUCCGUCCGGACUCGCCACAGAUACAAAAUCCGGUGGCACCGGAAACAGUCCUUCAAGUCCCUUAACUUGUCUCCACCCCAUCUUGUCCCCAAGAUCACACCAAGUCAAAAAACUACUCCCUAGGUGAUUAACUACUCUACACAAUAUCUUCUCUUCAGCUAUGAAGCAAGUGUUGGUUACAAAGUAUCCAAAGUUUCCAAGCAUGACAUCCUUUUGGAUAUUCAUCAUAUAUGGCUCCCAAGUUCCACUCUUCGGAUCAUAAACCUCUCCCGAGCUCUCACGACCUCCCAACACGUAAAGUUUCCCGUCAAUGAAACCGGCGGAUGCGUAACUUCCUCGAGGCACUCGCAUCUCAGGGAGUUUACGCCAUUUUUGACAACGACAAUCGAGGACAAACACUCUUCUGCUUCUUCUAUGAUUUACUAAUCCGCCGAUGAGGUAAAUCUCUGAACCACUUGACACCACGGUCGGGGAAUCUGGAUGAUGUUCGUAAGGAAACGAAGGGAGUUGUUUCAGUUUCUGGUCGGGACCUGGGGUGAGUGCGAACCAGCAAGGUUUAGUAUGCCGACGAAAUUUUAAAUAGAGGUAGAUGUGCUUCUCUGUUUUGUCCAUUAGGGUUCGUGUUACGUCUAGCUCACGCGAAGAGAGGAUUGAUUUGCAACGCUUGGAGACGAGAGACAGAGAUGGAUGAUGGAUUCUCGAGAUUCGGGCCAAGAUAUUGAGAGCGACGUCGUUUGGUAACGACCAAACGACGACAAUGUCCGAGGAGACCCCGAUGGUUUCAUCUCUUCCGUCAUCACCGUGUUGAAAAAGUUAGGGUUUAAUUGAUUGUUUUUUUUUUUGUUUUUAUAUAUAAACUUUUUUUACAAUUGCGGUCGUGUUCUUUGAUCCUGGUUUGGAUCCGAACCGACCAAACACGGUUAAUUACAUCAAGAUAUCAAUCCGUAUUAAGAGUUUCUUAAAGAAAAAUCUUUCAAAAAUUAUACUAACAAUUAACUAAGACGUUUUUCUAAAGUCAAUAAAUUUAUUCAAAAUCUCUCAAAUGAGAAAAUCUUAAAUAUAUUUUUAAUCUUUUUUGAAAAUCUCCAAUUAAUCAUCAAUAUAAUUGGUGAAUUUUUUUACAAUCUACCAUUUACAAGAGUAAAAACCAUAUGGCAGGUAUUCAUAUGAAGUGUUCGAAGUUCUCAUUCAACUGUGUAUUAUGUUGAUUACAUAUCACCAAUUUUGAUUUCUGAAUUGAUGUUAGUCUAGUUAUUGUCAAUGGUUACUGUUAACAAAUAAUAAAUAUAUAUAUAGAGAAAUACUCUACGAUAGCACUAAAAAAGUUUUGGUCAAAAAAAAAUAGAUCAGAAGGAGAAAAAUGACCAUAAUGUUUCAUUAAAGAGGUAAAUAUACAUUUAUAUCCGUAGGGUUAACUAAUUCAAACCUUAGAGUUUAGAGUCAAUGGGUGGAGAUUUGAGAUUGAAGUUUAAAAUUUUAUAAAAUAAAAAAUAAUUAUUAAAAAUUUAAAAAUAAAAAUUUUAAAAAUAGUUUCAAAAAGUAUUUUCAAAAAAAAAAUUCAAAAAAAAAAUU
Molecule: messenger RNA, 6595 nt
Organism: Brassica rapa (field mustard)
Lineage: Eukaryota; Viridiplantae; Streptophyta; Magnoliopsida; Brassicales; Brassicaceae
Product: putative FBD-associated F-box protein At5g53635
Molecular function (GO): protein binding
Source: RefSeq, a predicted model, not a curated record